Molecule: messenger RNA, 469 nt
Organism: Athalia rosae (coleseed sawfly)
Lineage: Eukaryota; Metazoa; Arthropoda; Insecta; Hymenoptera; Athaliidae
Exons: 3
Coding region: 145-447 (100 amino acids)
Molecular function (GO): sequence-specific DNA binding
Source: RefSeq, a predicted model, not a curated record
AGUAAGGGGGGUGACGUGAACUGCGCAUGAGCCUCCCACUACUCCGGUGGACGCUUGAUGAUUCGUUGGCGAGUUUUGUUGUGCUAAAUCAAAUAUCAGUUCCGUGUAGUAUCCAUGCUGGCAUACUUGUUAAAUACGUAGAAAAUGGGUUUACACGAAAAAUGUAUUCUGAAAAAUUGCAAAAAUGCACGGAGAUUUAGUGAAAAAAGUGGCGAAAAACAAGAAAAAAAAGUGACUUAUCAUCGUUUUCCAAAAGACAAACAAAGAAGGCAGCAAUGGGCUACAGCACUACACUUGAACCAAUACGAAGUAACAGAUGACCAUCGAGUCUGUUCAGAUCAUUUUUUUGAAAAAGAUUUCGACAACAGUUUAUGCGUAGUGAGGCUGCGAGAAAGUGCGGUUCCAUUUGAGACCUUUCAAAUAUCGACUGUGACACCAACUGUGUGACUGUGCUAUAUAUUAAUUGUAC